Molecule: messenger RNA, 1036 nt
Organism: Owenia fusiformis
Lineage: Eukaryota; Metazoa; Annelida; Polychaeta; Sabellida; Oweniidae
Source: the annotation of a GenBank genome assembly
ACAGGAACCCCAGAUUCUCAACAACAAUGCCAGUCACCAACUUCCCCCGGUCCCCUCUCCCCGGGGCACUACUCUCCAGCACAAUCUCCCGGGACUUCUGCCCCACAGAGUAAUGGGGGAGACCCUGCCAACUUUCAGAAUACGCUAGAUAACUACUACUUAGAUCAACAGCAGCAGCAACAACAAACUGAUGCCCUACAAACUGAUGCACUUCAGCAUCAAUUUCAACAGAAUUUCGUGUUGCAGGACAAUGUGAUCACAAGUAUAUCAAAUAUGAACUACAACAACUCUCAGAUGUCGUUCACACAGUCUCAGCUUCAGGGGAGUGUACCUGGAGGUGGGGGACAGGUUCAGGGAACUGUCUCAGGGGGUGGGAUUGGCCAGCCCCUCGACCAGGAACAAUACCACCAACAUCAACAAUUUUUUCCCCCCAGUCACCCCUCACCCCAGUCCCCCCAUCCUAAUAUGAACAGCCCGAUGACCCCGCAGGGGAUGGAAUCGCCGAAGAAUAACACUAUACCCGACAUUAUACUCACUGGUGCUGAUGAGACGCUGAUAAGCAACAUGCGGCAAGACUUUGCCAAAGAUUUAGGAAAUGCCAUGAUCUCAGUGGACUCAUUUGACACAGACAAUUUCUUCCCCUCGGACGAAGCCCUAAAAGUGGGUCUAGACCCCUUGGAUCUAGAUGGUCUUCAGAUGUUAACGGACCCUAGCUUAGUUGCAGACCCUGCAACAGAGGACUCAUUUCGACUUGAUCGGUUAUAAUAUUAUGACGUAUAGGCCUAUGUUGGGCUUUUGUAGUAUAUAUUAUAAAACAUAUUGUAGCUGUGUUAUAUUGUGCUCGAUACAGUCCUUUACAACUGCAAUAGCUGUAAUUACAGAAUAAACAGCUGUAGUAACAAUGUAAACCGCUGUAAUUACAGUGUAAGCAACUGUAGUUAUGGUAUAAACAGCUGUUAUUACAGUGUAAACAACUGUAGCUAUGGUGCAAACAACUGUAAUUACUGUGUAAACAACUGUAGCUAUGGUGCAAACA